Messenger RNA from Lepisosteus oculatus (spotted gar), 2120 nucleotides. The record is from RefSeq and is a predicted model, not a curated record. NCBI's taxonomy places the organism in Eukaryota, Metazoa, Chordata, Actinopteri, Semionotiformes, Lepisosteidae.
GGUGUUAUAAUAAACUCUCUUCUCUUUGCACAGAGCUCCCUGCUGCAGUGGGGAAAGAGACUCCUGGGGAACAGCACACAGAGAGCCGACAGAGACAGACUGUGCCCACGGUGAACAUAGAGCCUGAGAGAGAGACACCUGGACCCUUAAUAACUGGGGACUCUGCAGGCCAGUUUAAUAAUGCGAGUCCAAAGGAAAUUGCCAAGAGGUUUAUUGAACCGGAUUCUGUCUCUCCUCGUGGGCCCCAAGGGAAUGAACUGGCUGUCUCGGAUGCUGCAGAUGAGAGACCCCGAACGACUCCCACUGGGGGUCACGAGGGAGAGAACGCAGGUCCGUUUGGGGGGGGAGAGCAGGAUCGUCAGGGGGAGCGUCCGCAGAGUGAGAAACCCCAGCGGGGCCCGCGGAGCCAGGGGAGUCCCCUGAUGCCUGGCUCGGAGGGGGUGGACAAAAAUUCAUUGCAGCAGAUACCCCGUUUAUGCCAGUCCACCAAUUCAAAAGAACACCAGCACCUUCACGCCGGAGAGAGACCAUUUGUCUGCGGCCAGUGCGGGGCCAGUUUUAUUUGCCCAAGUGACUUAAAAACCCACCAGCUCGUGCACGCGGGAGAGAAACAGUUCACCAGCGGUCAGUUGUUCACCUGCAGUCGGUGCGACAAGAGCUUUAGUACGCCGAACCUGUUAAGAAGUCACCAAUGCGUUCACGCAGGAGAGAGACCAUUCAGCUGUAGUGAGUGUGGGAAGUCGUUUAAACAUUUAGGAUUCUUAGAGAAGCACGAGCGUCUUCACGCAAGAGAGAGACCGCUGAUCUGUAGUCAGUGUGGGCAGUCGUUUCGUUGUUUAAAAGCCUCCAAAAGGCACGAGCGUCUUCACACGAGAGAGAGACCGUUAAUCUGCGGUCAGUGUGGGAAAUCAUUUAAAUAUUUGGGAAACCUAAGAACUCACGAGCGUCUUCACACAGAAGAGAGACCAUUCAUCUGCAGUCAGUGUGGAAAGUCAUUUCGAUAUUUGGGAAACCUAAAAACCCACGAGCGUCUUCACACAGAGGAGAGACCAUUAAUCUGCAGUCACUGCGGGAGGUCUUUUAAGUAUUUAAAAGCCUUCAAAAAGCAUGAGCUCCUUCACACAGAAGAGAGACCAUUCGCCUGUAGUCCGUGUGGGAAGUCGUUUCAAUAUUUGGGAAGCUUAAAAACGCACGAGCGUCGUCACGCAGAAGAUGGACCAUUAAACUGUAGUCAGUGUGGGAAGUCAUUUAAUUGUUUAAAAGCCUUAAAACAGCACGAGCGCUGUCACACAGAAGAGAGACCAUUCGUCUGUAGUCAAUGUGGGAAGGCAUUUAAAGUUUUAGUAACCUUAAAGAGUCAUGAGCUCCGUCACGCAACAGAGAGACGGUUCAUCUGUAGCCAGUGUGGGAAGGCGUUUCAUUGUUUGGAAAACUUGAGACGCCACGAGCACCUUCACCCUACAGGAGAGAGACCAUUCAUCUGUAGUCAGUGUGGGAAGUCAUUUAAGACCUCAGGAAACUUAGAAGCUCAUGAGCGUCGUCACGCAGAGGACGGACCAUUAAACUGUAGUCAGUGUGGGAAGUCGUUUAAUUGUUUAAAAGCCUUGAAGAGGCACGAGCAUCGUCACACAGAAGAGAGGCCAUUCGUCUGUGGUCAGUGUGGGAAGUCAUUUAAAGUUUUAGGAGCCCUAAAGAGUCAUGAACUCCGUCACGCAACAGAGAGACGGUUCAUCUGUAGCCAGUGUGGGAAGGCGUUUCAUUGUUUGGAAAACCUGAGACGCCACGAGCACCUUCACCCUGGAGGGGAGAGACCAUUCGUCUGUGGCCAGUGUGGGAAGGCAUUUCAUUAUUCAGGAAACUUAAAAAUCCAUGAGCGUAGUCACGCAGAAGACCGGCCAUUAAACUGUAGUCAGUGUGGGAAGUCCUUUAGUUGUUUAAAUGCCUUAAAGAGGCACGAGCGUCGUCACACAGAAGAGAGGCCAUUCGUCUGUAGUCAGUGUGGGAAGUCAUUUAAAGUUUUAGGAGCCCUAAAGAGUCACGAGCUCCAUCUUUCGAUGCUCGACAAGUUUCUCCAGAAGCUCGGAGAGCCAGAAAAUCUCAAAGUCCCAUUCCAGCGGUGA